GACUAUACACUCUAUACGACCUUUUGAGGGCAUUUACUACUUACGAGAUAAUGUUGUGGUUGGGUGCAUCAUGUCAUCUAAUAAGCUUACAUUGCGAGUGUGAUGGGCUCUGCUCAUGCUUCCCGAUUGUAUUUCUACUAAUAAUCAUGUUGGUUGGGGGUACUUGUUUCUUUUAUUCAUUCCUCUAACUAUUCUUAGUACCUUAUGACUGUAUAUGAAUAAUUAAGAAGAUAUGAUACUAUAUGCGUGUGUCUCCGCCCAAUCUUGUCUCUCUUAACAUAAAGAUCAGAGCAGAAAAGCGAGCCUGUCGACCAGUUUCCAUGGUUCAACGCGGGAGCGAAAAAAUUGGAGGCAAAAGGCUAAGCGUCACGUGAUAUAUGCGCUAUCACGCAAGUCGCCUGAGGUUGCCCAUUUCUCACUUCGACUUUCAUCUCAAAGGCGAUUUCAACGCCAAGAAUCUCAAAACACUUUCGUCAUUUUACCUACAGAGUUGAAAGGCUCGAUUUCCACUACUGCGUUGGCUUAGAUUUCUAUAUAAAAUAGCGGACAGCAGAACUCCCAAGAGAAUCUAGGUUUGAAAAGGGUUCGCUCGAAACAAGCACAAUUCGCCUUCGCACUCUAACGAGACCAAAGUGAUUUGAAUCCCAUCCGCACGAUCUCUAUAGCCCUCCGUCUCGUCAUUCUUUCAUCAUUUGUUCUACAAAGGAGGAUUCUCAGCCUAUAAUUCGACAUGUCAGGUCUCGACGUUGAAGCUCUCCUCGAAUCAACUGCCGCUCCCGCCGCCCAGGACGAUCGCUCCAAGACCGAAAAUGGCGACCGACGCGAUGAGCGCGAUCGUUCGCGCGACAGAGAACGCAGACGACGCGAUCGCAGCCGUGACAGACGCCGCUCAAAAGACGCCGACGGAGAUGAUGACAUGAAGAGUCCGAAAAGCGAACACGGCAGUGCUAACGGAAGCCAUAGAAGCAGAAAGAGGAGUAGGAGCCGCGACAGUGACCGCCGCCGUGCUCGCCGGGACCGUCAUGGCGACGACUACCGCUCGAAUGGCGAUUUCUACCGUGGUGGCGGCCGCGCUCGCACCCGAUCGCGAUCUCCAUACGACGACAGAUAUUACCGCCCCUCGGGUCGCUCCCGCCGAGAUGAGCGCGAUGAAGAUAGACGUACUCGCCGCGACCGUGACACACGCAAGCGAAGUCGCUCGAGAAGUCAAGACAAAACCCCUGAACUCAACGAAGAUGAACGCGAUAGGCGCACCAUUUUCGUGCAGCAACUCGCGGCGCGACUGAGGACGAAAGAGUUGAUUGCUUUCUUUGAGAAGAUCGGACCUGUCAAGGAAGCUCAAAUUGUCAAGGAUCGUGUUAGCGGAAGGUCUAAAGGUGUCGGUUAUGUCGAAUUUAAAGACGAAAGUUCCGUUGCGCCCGCUAUCCAGCUUACAGGACAGAAACUUUUAGGAAUUCCCAUCAUCGCUCAGCUGACUGAAGCCGAGAAAAACCGCCAGGCGCGCAGCUCCGAGGCCAGCAGUGGCAACAAACACGCUGCUCCCUUUCACAGGUUGUAUGUGGGUAACAUCCAUUUCAGUAUCGAUGAGAGUGACCUCCAGAGUGUCUUUGAGCCAUUUGGCGAACUCGAAUUUGUUCAGCUUCAAAAGGACGAGACCGGUAGGAGCAGGGGCUACGGUUUUGUGCAGUUUCGUGAUCCCAACCAGGCCAGGGAAGCUCUGGAAAAAAUGAAUGGCUAUGAUCUCGGUGGUCGAGCCAUCCGCGUUGGCCUUGGCAACGAUAAGUUCACCCCUGAGAACACCCAACGCACGCAGAGCCAAGGUGCAAACCAAAGUAACUUCCAGGGCUCUAUGUUCUCAGGCUCCGGUGGGCGUGGUGUUCAGGCUGGAGGCACCAGCAAUUUCGAUCGUGCGGGAGGCCGUGAAUCUGAAAAGGGAACCGGUGCUAGCGCGUUGGAUGACACAGACGUUGCCGGUGUGAACUUCAACAAUUUCAGUAGAGACGCAUUGAUGAGGAAGCUUGCCAGAACAGAUGAACCUGCUGAGCCUUCUGCGGACGUUCCGCAGCAGAAGAUAAUCCUGCCGAAGACUGAAGCAAAGCCGCUACCUGUAAACGUCAACAUGGCGAGCCGAUGCGUUAUGCUUCGCAACAUGUUUGACCCGACUGAGGAAGAGGGCGAAGCUUGGAUCAAGGAAUUGGAGGAUGACGUCCGCGCUGAGUGCGAAGAAAAAUAUGGCCAUGUUGUUCACAUUGCACUAGAUCCCAACUCCCAGGGCGACAUUUACCUGAAGUUUGACCGCGUCCAAGGCGGAGAGAACGCCAUCAAGGGCCUCAACGGACGAUUCUUUGGCGGCAAGCAGAUCACAGCGCAGCCUGUCGUUGACGCUGUUUACAGCAGUCUGUUCUCUCGAACGAAGGCCAUUUGAUCACACCUCGCUACCCUCGUCAUGCCCUCUCAGUCGAGCGACCUAGCACGAGAGUAGGCGGAGAAUGGUAGGUAUCUCGUCUAAUUAUCUUGUCUACCAGGUGCGACUUGUGGACGACAGGACCUCUGAGGUUCAACAUUGUCACUUCCCCUGGUAGGUGCUUGUUUCUCAAAGUCUCGCCCAAUCCGGUUUAUCUGAAGGCCGAAGGGCUUGAUGCGCAAUGAUUUGUUUAUAGGGCUCUGCAUUUUGUUCUAGCGCAAACCGAAGUUGCCAUUUAUCUCAAGCAUUGUUUCUUUCUAGGAGUUGCAGUAUAAGUACAUUUGUAGGUUUCGAUCAAAAGCACCAU
Molecule: messenger RNA, 2771 nt
Organism: Aspergillus calidoustus
Lineage: Eukaryota; Fungi; Ascomycota; Eurotiomycetes; Eurotiales; Aspergillaceae
Source: the annotation of a GenBank genome assembly